GCCCCCCCGGCCCUCGACCCCCGCCCGGCCCCGGGGGGCGCCGCCCCCAUGGACAGGAACUACCCGGCCGCCGGGUUCGGGGACCCGCUGAGCGCCGGGCCCGGCUGGAGCUACGAGCGCUCGGCCAAGGCCAGCCUGGUGUACGGGGGCUCGCGGGGGUCCCACCCCGACCCCGACCUGCUGCACCGGCAGCCCUACGGAGCGCCCCACCCGCUGCAGGGCUAUGCGGCCAACCACCACCCGCCAGGGCUGUCGGGGCUCUUCGAGACGGGGCUGCACCACGCGGGGGGCGCGGCCCCCGACGCCUCCGUCAUGAACCUGAUCUCGGCGCUGGAGUCGCGGGGACCCCAGCCCGGACCCUCGGCCUCGUCCCUCCUGUCCCAGUUCCGCACGCCCUCCUGGCAGACUGCCAUGCACACUCCAGCUCCGGCCGAACUCUUCAUCUCGGGAGCCCUCCCCGGCUCGGGCACCUUCCCGUCCUCGUCGGCGCUCGGUCCCUACCAGCACCCGGCGUCCUUCGGCGGCCGCAGCUUCCCGGUGGGGUCCCCGCUGAGCCUGCCCGAGGCCGCCUUCAGCCCCGGCUCCAACGGGCUGCUGUCCCCUCACGACCCGCUGCUGCACAUCAAGCCCACGCAGCCCGCCGUGCCCUCCUCGCUGGGCUUCGACCGCCUGGGCUCGGCCGUGCUGGGCUCGGCGCUGCCCGCCCAGACCCCUCCGUACCGGCCCGCGCCCAGUUCCUCCCAGUUCAACCUGCUGGCGGCCGCCGAGCAGCCGCCUCAGCUCUACAACGCUCCCGUCUUUGGCGGCGCCAACGCGGCGGGCGGCGGCGAUCGCGCCAUAUCGCGACAGGACAGCGUCAUCAAGCACUACCAGCGGCCGGGCGCGGCUCAGCCGCAGCUGCCGCCGGCGCCGGGCCUGCAGCACUACCUGAGCUGCGGCGGCUCCUACCAGCAGGUGCCCGCUCACCGCGCCCCGCUCUCCUGCAGCCCGCUGGGCGAGCAGUCUCCCGCCAGCUCCGAGGGCUCGCAGCAGCCGCCCAAGGCCGCCCCGACGGCGCCGCGCCCCGAGCCGGGCUACCGGCCCAUCAUCCAGUCGCCGGGCUACUCCGGCGGCGCCGCGGGCGCGGCGGGCAACGGCGGCGCGGCCGGCGGCAACGGCGGCAAGUCCAAGAGCUACUCGGCGUCGCGGCAGCCGCCGCGCUCCACCAACACGCCCAAGUGCCAGAGCAGCUACACGCCCAGCACGCCCAAGCCCAGCUCCGUCAUCGCCAGCCAGUCGCCCGCCUACUCGCCGGGCCAGCCCCCGCAGAGCCUGCUGGCCAUGGGGGGAGCCCCCGGCUACAACGCGCCCGGCGCGCCCCAGAGCCUGGCGGGGGCGGCGCAGCCCGCGGGGGGCUUCAGCGGAGGCCAGGCCGGGGACAUGGGGGGCAAAGGCGGCGGCUACCAGGGCGGGGGGCAGGGCGGCGGCCAGGGGGGGCUGCAGCCCUGCGUCAGCGCCGCCGGCACCUACUCGCCCGAGCAGCUGCAGGCGCUGCCCUACGGCGUCCAGCCCGAGGGGGGACAGGCGGGGGGCUACGGGCCGCCGGCCCCCUCGCAGGGCCUGCCCACGGCCAGCCCCUCGCUGACCUACAGCACCGGGCACUCGCCCGCCAUGCCCGGGCCGCCGCUGCCCUACGCCGGCCUGGGCGGCUCCAGCCCCUCGCCCAUCAUCCGCCCGCUGCAGUCGCCGCCGGCCGCCCGGCCGCAGAGCGGGGCCUCGCCGGGCCAGUCGCAGAAGUACCUGGGCUCGGUGCUGUCGCCGUCCUUCAUGGCCCCGCAGGGCUACGGGGCCGCUCCGGGCGGGGGGCUCGAGCGGCAGCCGCCCCCCGCCCCGCCGGGGGCGCCCCCCAAUUUCGGCAAGGGGGGCAAAGGCGAGGCGGAGCUGCUGGCGGCGGAGCGCAGCGAGGACGAGGAUUUCCUGAUCCAGCACCUGCUGCAGGCGCCCAGCCCGCCCCGAGAGGGGCUGGGGGGCUGCGAGGAGCGCCCCAAAACCCUGGGGGGCUACGGGGGGGCGCUGGGCAAGGAGGAGCGGUACCAGCUGCAGAGCGUCAUCCGGCCCAACUCCAACCUGGAGGCGCCGCUGGAGCUGGCGCUGCUCAAGGAGAAGAAGAAGCCGGAGAGAGGCAAAGAGUUCCGGGGGGCCGGCGGAGCCGGAGGGGGCGGCGAGGUGGCGGCCACCUCGGUGGUGCACUACGGCCACCAGGCGCCGCCGCCGCUGGACACGUACGAGCUGAAGAAGCCGCCCGAGCACCUGGCCGGGGGCAAGGAGCUGGGCCAGCCGCCGCCGCCGCACUCGUACCUGCCCAAAACCCCCGAGCACGGGCGGCUGGUGGGCGAGGGACCCCCGCUGGAGCCCCACAACCUCCUGCUGGACCCCUCCCCGGAGCUGGGGGGGUCUCUGCUGCCCUCGGUGCUGACGCACACCCAGAGCCAGCUGCACCCCCGGCCCAAGGCCAGAGCCCCGCUGGACGUUCACCUGCUGGAGCAGCAGAGGAUGCCGCCCCCUCCUCCGCCCCCUCCGCCGCCCCCCGCGCCCCCCUCGGCUCCGCCGGCCCCUCCGGCCGCCCCCUCCCCGCAGCUGCUGCUGGAAGCUCACCUGCACCAGGUGCGCUCGCAAGGGCUGGACCCCCAGGCCCCGCCGCCGCUGCCCCCCGACUCCAUGGAGGUGUUGCCCCCUCCCCAGGAAAUCCAGGACUUCUUGGAGCCCCCCCUGGGCUUGGAACCGCACCUGGGGCAGAGCGCGGGGGUGCAGGGACCGCCCGGGCACCUGCUGGACCCCGAGGGGGGGGUCCCGGCCGUGCCCCCCGAGGCCAAGGACCAGUUUUCGGAAGGGGGCAGCCCCGCGGGGGGCAAGGGCCGUUUCGUGCCCCUCACGUCCAUCUGCUUCCCGGACGCUCUGCUGCAGGACGAGGACCGCGGCUUCUUCCCCGGCAUGGAGGACAUGUUCGGACCCCCGCCCGAGGAUUUCCCCAAGCCCGCCGAGGAGGAGGAGGAGGAAGGCAACGCCAACGCGGCCGGGCUGGAGGCGCGGCCCGAGGGGAUGAAAGCGCCCCCUCCUUACGACAUGGGGCAGAGCUACCCCUCGUUCUGCCCGCAGGACGGGGGCGCCGCCGGGGACCCCCCCCAGCUGGGGCUGGAGCCCCCCAAACACGAGUUACCCUCCACGGUGAACGCGGAACCGCUGGGCUUGAUCCAGAGCACGGGCGACGGGGGUCCCAAACCCCCUCCUCCUCCUCUCAGCACCCCUCUCUUCUGCUCCUCCAAACCCAAAAAGCUGCUGAAAACUUCCUCCUUCCACCUGCUCCGCAAGCGGGACCCCUUCCCACCCCCCAAAAAAACCUACGCGCAGGAGUACGAGUUCGAGGAUGACGAGGAUAAAGCCGACGUGCCCGCCGACAUCCGCCUGAACUCGCGGCGCCUCCCGGACCUGCUGCCCGACCUCAUCUCCAGCUGCCGCCGGCCGCCCCUCACCCCCAUGGGCGACAUCGACUUCUGUCCCCACCCCGGCGCCCACCCCGCUCCCAAGAAGCGCGGCCGCAAACCCACCAAGCCCAAGCGGGAAGGGCCGCCCCGGCCCCGGGGCAGGCCGAGGAUCCGGCCCCUGGAGCCGCCCGGCUUCCCCGAGGGAGCCAAGAGGCCGCGGGGCCGGGGCCGGGGCCGGGGCAAGAAGGGCGGAGAGGACGGAGAGGGGAUGGAGCCGCUGCGGCCGCUCAAGAUCAAGCUGGCCGUCUCCAAGGCCGAGCCCGCCGCCGCCCCCGCCCCCUGCGGCGCCCCUCCCCCCGUGCCCGGCGCCCCGGGCCCGUUCCCGGGGGUCCCGGAGCCCCCCCCGGAGCCCCCUCAGGGCCGCGCCAAGCAGCGGCUGCGCGAGGCCGAGGAGAAGCAGCCCGAGGUGAAGUCGGGCUUCAUGGCCUCCUUCCUGGACUUCCUCAAAUCCGGCAAGCGGCAGCCGCUGCCCCCCAGCCCCUCCAAGCCCCCCAAGCUGGGCGCCCCCCAGAACUUCCCCCUGGGGGGGUCCCUGGAGGGGGGCGAGGGCGAGGGGCUGGUGAUGGCGUGUCCUUCGCCCUGCAAGCGCCUGGACGAGGAGCUCAAGAGGAACCUGGAGACGCUGCCCUCCUUCUCCAGCGACGAGGAGGACUCGGUCAGCAAGAACCAGGACCUGCAGAAGAGCAUCAGCUCGGCCAUCUCGGCCCUGGACGAGCCCCCCGAGCGCAGGGAGCCCCCCGAAACGCCAGGUGAGAGAGAUACCCACCUGCCAGGACCUGCCAGGGGUUCAUGGAGCUGCCAGGACCUGCAGAAGAGCAUCAGCUCGGCCAUCUCGGCCCUGGACGAGCCCCCCGAGCGCAGGGAGCCCCCCGAAACGCCAGGGAGCUGCCAGGACCUGCAGAAGAGCAUCAGCUCGGCCAUCUCGGCCCUGGACGAGCCCCCCGAGCGCAGGGAGCCCCCCGAAACGCCAGAGAGCUGCCAGGACCUGCAGAAGAGCAUCAGCUCGGCCAUCUCCGCCCUGGACGAGCCCCCCGAGCGCAGGGAGCCCCCCGAAAUGCCAGGGAGCUGCCAGGACCUGCAGAAGAGCAUCAGCUCGGCCAUCUCGGCCCUGGACGAGCCCCCCGAGCGCAGGGAGGCCCCCGAAACGCCAGAGAGCUGCCAGGACCUGCAGAAGAGCAUCAGCUCGGCCAUCUCGGCCCUGGACGAGCCCCCCGAGCGCAGGGAGCCCCCCGAAACGCCAGGGAGCUGCCAGGACCUGCAGAAGAGCAUCAGCUCGGCCAUCUCGGCCCUGGACGAGCCCCCCGAGCGCAGGGAGCCCCCCGAAACGCCAGGGAGCUGCCAGGACCUGCAGAAGAGCAUCAGCUCGGCCAUCUCGGCCCUGGACGAGCCCCCCGAGCGCAGGGAGCCCCCCGAAACGCCAGAGAGCUGCCAGGACCUGCAGAAGAGCAUCAGCUCGGCCAUCUCGGCCCUGGACGAGCCCCCCGAGCGCAGGGAGCCCCCCGAAACGCCAGGUGAGAGAGAUACCCACCUGCCAGGACCUGUAUGGAACUGCCAGGGGUUCAUAGAGACCUCCCAGGGGUUCCUAGAGAGCACCCAGGGGUUCCUAGGGAGCUGCCAGGACCUGCAGAAGAGCAUCAGCUCGGCCAUCUCGGCCCUGGACGAGCCCCCCGAGCGCAGGGAGCCCCCCGAAACGCCAGGGAGCUGCCAGGACCUGCAGAAGAGCAUCAGCUCGGCCAUCUCGGCCCUGGACGAGCCCCCCGAGCGCAGGGAGCCCCCCGAAACGCCAGAGAGCAUCCAGGGGUUCAUAGAGAGCAUCCAGGGGUUUAUAGAGAGCACCCAGGGGUUUAUAGAGAGCUGCCAGGACCUGCAGAAGAGCAUCAGCUCGGCCAUCUCGGCCCUGGACGAGCCCCCCGAGCGCAGGGAGCCCCCCGAAACGCCAGGGAGCUGCCAGGACCUGCAGAAGAGCAUCAGCUCGGCCAUCUCGGCCCUGGACGAGCCCCCCGAGCGCAGGGAGCCCCCCGAAACGCCAGAGAGCUGCCAGGACCUGCAGAAGAGCAUCAGCUCGGCCAUCUCGGCCCUGGACGAGCCCCCCGAGCGCAGGGAGCCCCCCGAAACGCCAGAGAGCUGCCAGGACCUGCAGAAGAGCAUCAGCUCGGCCAUCUCGGCCCUGGACGAGCCCCCGGAGCGCAGGGAGCCCCCCGAAACGCCAGGUGAGAGAGAUACCCACCUGCCAGGACCUGUAGGGAACUGCCAGGGGUUCAUAGAGAGCAUCCAGGGGUUCAUAGAGAGCACCCAGGGGUUCCUAGAGAGCUGCCAGGACCUGCAGAAGAGCAUCAGCUCGGCCAUCUCGGCCCUGGACGAGCUCCCCGAGCGCAGGGAGCCCCCCGAAACUCCAGAGAGCUGCCAGGGCCUGCAGAAGAGCAGCAGCUCGGCCAUCUCGGCCCUGGACGAGCCCCCCGAGCGCAGGGAGCCCCCCGAAACGCCAGAGAGCAUCCAGGGGCUCAUAGAGAGCUGCCAGGACCUGCAGAAGAGCAUCAGCUCGGCCAUCUCGGCCCUGGACGAGCCCCCCAAGCGCAGGGAGCCCCCCGAAACGCCAGUCCGGGCACCCCCCCGGGGCCGGGCGGGGGCAGGGCCGGGGCCCGCGGCUGAGGGGGGGUCCCCGAGCCCCCCGGGGGGGUCCCCCGAGCCCCCCGAGGCGCCGGACGCGCGGGCGCUGCACCUGGCGCAGAAGCAGGGCACGGCCGCCGUCUGCGGGGACACCAGCGACGAGGAGGAGAGCGGGGGAGAGGGCAUCUUCAGGGAGAGGGACGAGUUCGUGGUGCGCGUGGAGGACAUCCCCGCCCUCAAGCUGGCGCUGCAGACGGGCCGGGAGCCGCCGCCCAUCUGGCGGGUGCAGAAGGCGCUGCUGCAGAAAUUCACCCCCGAGAUCAAGGACGGGCAGCGGCAGUUCUGCGCCACCAGCAACUACCUGGGCUAUUUCGGGGAUGCCAAGCACAGGUACCAGCGGCUCUACGUGAAGUUCCUGGAGAACGUCAACAAGAAGGAUUACGUCAGGGUGUGCUCCAGGAAACCCUGGCACCGCCCCCUCGCCCUCAGUGCGCUCCAGGAAACCCUGGCACCGCCCCCUCGCCCUCAGGAGACAGAACCACCCCAAACCCAGCGCCCCCAAGCCCCCUCCCCCCCCCCAAAGCCGACCCUCCCGAAAAACCCCAAAAAAGCGAGAAAGCCCCAAAAGCCGAGAAGCCCCAAAAAGCCGAGAAAGCGCCCCGGAACGAGCCCGCCCCUCCCCCCCCCCGCGCCGGCCGCGGGGCCCCCCCGGGCCCCCCCCGGCCCCCCCAAGGCCAAGGCCAAGCCCCCCAAGGUGAAGGCCGAGCCCCCCCCCAAAAAGAGGAAAAAAUGGCUGAAGGAGGCGGCGACGACGUCGGAGUCGGAGUCCAGCCCGGACCCCCAGAGCGAGGAGGAGCGGGCCCCGCCGGGGCGGGUGCUGAACACGCGGGCCAUGAAGGAGAUGUACCGGAGCUACGUGGAGAUGCUGGUCAGCACCGCCCUGGACCCCGACAUGAUCCAGGCCCUGGAGGACACCAACGAUGAGCUGUACCUGCCCCCCAUGCGGAAGAUCGACGGCAUCCUCAACGACCACAAGAAGAAGGUGCUCAAGAGGGUGACGCUGAACCCCAGCCUGCAGGAGGCCCUGCACACCUUCCCGCAGCUGCACGCCGAGCCCGGCGAGUCCCUGGUGCGCCUGCGCCCGGGGGGGGACCCCUACAACCGCAAAACGCUCAGCAAGGUCAAGAGGAGCGUGGGCAAGCCCCAGGUACGGGGGCACGGGGGG
This is a messenger RNA of Haemorhous mexicanus (house finch), 7353 nucleotides long. RefSeq names its product proline-rich protein 12-like. The transcript has 28 exons. The annotation marks the transcript as partial. The record is from RefSeq and is a predicted model, not a curated record. Lineage: Eukaryota; Metazoa; Chordata; Aves; Passeriformes; Fringillidae.